AUGACUCUCAUCAUGAGCAGCCGGUGGAUGAGACUAAAUCAACCAUCUCAGACUUCAUUGGAGAUUACACAGCUUUACUGCUACCCAGUGAAGGGCCUUCGGGGAUGUGCCAUCCAAAAAGCACGUCUAGGGAAAUACGGAUUCGUCGGAGAUCGAACAUUCUCCUUACAAAGAGUUCGUCGUGACGGCGAAGAUGGAAAAAAGAAGACUUACGAGACAAUGCUCGCAGGGUAUUAUCUGCAGCUGGCGCUGUUCCAAGCGACAGUCAACAUUGACGAAACAGCCGAGAAUUCUAACAAUGGCGAGAUUGUAGUGAGUUGGCAUGGCCGUGAUACAGAAGUUGGUACAGCUGCGAGAGAGAAUGGCGUCAAAACUGAGGAUCAGAUACGAUUUCCUCUUCUUCCUUCAACUGAGGGGUGCGACAAGUACGACGUCAGUCUUCACAACAGCCAGACUGAAGCAUACGACAUGGGCGACGAGUUGUCUUCUUGGUUUUCAGACCGGCUUGGAUUCGAAACUAGGCUUGUCUACAUUGGUAGCGGGUCACGAGCGGUUCUCGGCUCAAUGGCACCGCACAGCAAAGGAGAACUCAGAAGGAGUGGUAUCCUGAGACAUCUUCAAUCCUUGAUCCCUUUUAUCGCCUUGCCUGAAGAGCGACUCGUGUUCAACGAUAUCGCACACUAUCUUGUCGUCACCGAAGAGUCAAAUGCUCAAGUAUCGUCUCGUCUGGAGGGUGAUUAUGGCAUGGACAUCAGCAAAUUUCGACCCAACAUCGUCGUUAGAGGGUCAUCAGAGCCAUUCGCCGAAGACUUCUGGGGCGAGUUAUCUUUUAAUGGAGGGAUCCAGAUGCCUCUUACCGCCAAUUGCUACAGGUGUCAGAGCAUCACUGUCGACUUCAGUACUGGGAAGACAGCCAUCGACGACCGUGGAAAAGUGUGGAAAAAGUUAAACAAAGAUCGACGUGUCGACAAGGGCGCCAAGUACAGUCCUGUAUUUGGGCGAUAUGGAUUUUGCUUUGGUCCAGCAAUAGGCAAGUCACUCAGCGUAGGUCAAAAAGCCACGGUCACUCGUCUCAAUAGCUCGAGGACCACAUUUGAUUGGCCUCAUCUGACGAGCUUUGGUCUUAAUCAGACGAAGAAAUAG
Messenger RNA from Colletotrichum truncatum, 1143 nucleotides. RefSeq names its product mosc domain-containing protein. The record is from RefSeq and is a predicted model, not a curated record. Lineage: Eukaryota; Fungi; Ascomycota; Sordariomycetes; Glomerellales; Glomerellaceae. Gene Ontology annotation, molecular function: molybdenum ion binding; catalytic activity; pyridoxal phosphate binding.